AUGGCCGUCUAUUCACCCCCGUUCACUGGCUUAUCAUCUUUACACUUCUCAGCUAGAAUUGAAGUUAAAACUGAGAGACAAUGGAGUUUGAACUGUGCUAUGAAGCCACCGGACAGUACAAGCUUGCGAAACUCGGGUGGCAGUUACAGGCGAGUUUGGAGGCGGAGAAAAUUGGUCAAGAAAGAUGAUAUGUUGGACUACAAAAUGGAAAGAAUUCCUUUUCUGGAGGAGCAGGUAAGGAAGAUAAGAGAAGGCGGAAAGCUCUUAACAAUGGACAUUCAUAGGUUAUUAUUGUCAGAAGACAACAGGUUCCACUUUGUGAACGAAGUGGCUGCUGAGGCCAAGCAGUACGUUGAGAACAACCGGGAUGAGUACGGUGCAAAGAAGGCGAUCCUUCACGUCCUCAGCAAUCGUAUGAACGAUGCUGGAUUUUAUCGUCCGGAGGCAUACAUGGAAGCAGACCCCUUCAAGCCAGGUCCUGGAUAUCUGAAAGAGGAACUUUAG
This is a messenger RNA of Fraxinus pennsylvanica, 504 nucleotides long. NCBI's taxonomy places the organism in Eukaryota, Viridiplantae, Streptophyta, Magnoliopsida, Lamiales, Oleaceae. The record is from the annotation of a GenBank genome assembly.